UCGACAGCGAACACAAUGAGGACGGACAGUCUGUCACAGGGAAGUCCAGUGAACACAUGCUAUGAGAAAUUUAUCACCAACCCAUUGGGUUCAGAUGGUCCAGCGAGAGGAGGAGGAGAAUGGGAGAAGGAUGAGGAAUAUGCACAGCCGCUGCGCUGCGCCCGCUCACCCUCAUCACUUCCUCGGCUGGCCUGGUCAUCAACGGCGUUUCCAGCGACUGCCCACCCUUCGCGCUUUGACGCCAACAUUGUGGUUGAUGUCGUCCAUCUCCAACUUCACUUUCCCGAUGUCCUUGAGCAAAGCAGCGCUUCUGACGUUUGCCAGCUGCCCGGCCGCCUCACACGCUCUGCCGACGGAGUUGGUCAAUGUCGAUGGCGUUGGGCUGCAGAUUCGCCUGGCACAUCCCGCUGAAUACCGCCAAACGUCACAGCCACUGCUCACCGCAUCGGACCAGCUGGCCUCCGCAGCGUACUGAUGUCGUCGGGGUCCCAUCUUCGCUCCUGCAUCUCGCUGACACGCUGACAGGCGACAGGACAAUCUUGCCAAAUUCUCUCACACGCGGUGGUCUCAGGGUUGGAGCUUACGACGCAGCAGGAGGCCGAUGACAACACUGCAGCAGGCUCCGUUCGGAUCCACCUUCACCUUUCCCAUCUCGCUGAGCAGCGCCAACGCCUGCUGCCACUGCCUGGCCCUCUCACACGCGCUGAUACCAGCGAAGUAGCUGAUGGCGUUGGGCUCCAGAUCCACCUCACAAAUCUGGCUGAACAGCGUGCAAGCCCGCUGCCACUGCUCGCCCUUCCCGCACGCGCUGAUGCCAGCAUUGUAGCUGACUUCGUUGGGCUCCAAUUUCGCCUCAUGCAUCUCCCUAAGCAGCGCCAAAGCCCGCUGCCAUUGCUCGCUUUUCUCGCACGCGCUGAUUCCAGCGCUUGUAGCUGACUUCGUUGGGCUCCAAUUUCGCCUCACGCAUCUCCCCAAACAGCGCCAAAGCCCGCUGCCAUUGCCCGCUCUUUUCGCACGCGCUGAUUCCAGCGCUGCAGCUGAUGACGCUGGGCUCUAGCUCCGCCUUGCACAUCUCGCUGAGCAGCGCUAGCGCCCUCUGCCAUUGUCCGCCCUUCCCACACGCGCUAAUCCCAGCGCUGUAGCUGAAGUCGUUGGGCUCCAGCUUCGUCGCGAAAUUCUCGCUGAGCAGCGCCAGAGCCCGCUGCCACUGCUCGCCCUUCCCGCACGCACUGAUCCCAGCAGUGUAGCUGACUUCGUCGGGCUCCAAUUUCGCCUCACGCAUCUCCCUAAGCAGCGCCAGCGCCCGCUGCCAUUGAUCGCUCUUUUCGCACGCGCUGAUUCCAGCGUUGUAGCUAGAUGACAGUGGGCUCUAGUUUCGCCGCACGCAUGUCGCUGAGCAGCGACAAAGCCGGCUGCCACUGCGCGCCCUUCUCGCACGCGCUGAUGCCAGCAUUGUAGCUCUGAUGACGUCGGGCUCCAACUUCCCCUCAAACAUCUUGCUGAGCAGCGCCAGAGCCCGCUGCCACUGCCCGCCCUUCUCGCACGCGCUGAUCCAAGCGUUGUGGCUGAUGACGUUGGGCUCUACUUUCACCUCACGCAUGCCGCUAAGCAGAGCCAAAGCCCGCUGCCACUGCCCACCCUUCUCGCACGCACUGAUCCCAGCAGUGUAGCUAGAUGACGCUGGGCUCCAGCUUCGCCUCACUUAUCUCGCUGAGCAGCGCGCAGGCUCGCUGCCACUGCUCGCCCUUCUCGCACGCGCUGAUGCCAGCACUGUAGCUGAUGGCGUUGGGCUCUAAUUUCGUCUCCCACAUCCCGCUGAGCAGCGCCAGAGCCCGCUGCCACUGCUCGCCCUUUCCGCACGCGCUGAUCCCAGCGCUGUAGCUGAUGGCGUUGGGCUCCAGUUUUGCUUCACACAUCCCGCUGAGCAGCGCCAAAGCCUGCUGCCACUGAAUGCACUUGUCGCACGCAUUGAUCCCAGCGUUGUAGCUGAUGACGUUCGGCUCCACGCUCGCCUCCCGCAUCUCACCGAGUAGAGCGCAAGCUCGCUGCCAUUGCUCGCCCUUUCCGCACGCGCUGAUCCCAGCGCUGUAGCUGAUGACGUCGGGCUCCAGCUGCGCCUCCCACAUCCCGCUGAGCAGCUCACAAGCCCGCUGCCACUGCUCGCCCUUUCUGCACGCGCUAAUCCCAGCGCUGUAGCUGAUGACGUCGGGCUCCAGCUUCACCUCCCACAUCCUGCUGAGCAGCGCACAAGCCCGCUGCCACUGCCCGCCCUUCUCGCACGCACUGAUCCCAGCAUUGUAGCUAGACGUCGUUGGGCUCCAAUUUCGCCUCUCGCAUCUCCCUAAGCAGCGCCAAAGCCCGCUGCCAUUGCUCGCUCUUUUCGCACGCGCUGAUUCCAGCGCUGUAGCUGAUACUGCGUCGGGCUCCAAUUUCGCCUCACGCAUCUCCCUAAGCAGCGCCAAAGCCCGCUGCCAUUGCUCGCU
Messenger RNA from Prorocentrum cordatum, 2483 nucleotides. NCBI's taxonomy places the organism in Eukaryota, Dinophyceae, Prorocentrales, Prorocentraceae. The record is from the annotation of a GenBank genome assembly.